Messenger RNA from Aureobasidium uvarum, 1713 nucleotides. The record is from the annotation of a GenBank genome assembly. NCBI's taxonomy places the organism in Eukaryota, Fungi, Ascomycota, Dothideomycetes, Dothideales, Saccotheciaceae.
AUGUCGGAUCUGAUGGAUCAAAAGGUUUUCGACAAAGCAACCGCAGAUGAUGUUGCUCUCGAGCAGCUUGGCUACCAACAAGGUUUGUGUUGCUCAAAUAUUGCAGCUAUACCACAGCUUCUGACUCCAAUCCAGNAGCUCAAGCGAACAUUCAACCUGGUCAGCAUGAUCGGAUUUUGCUUCUCGAUUGUCUCCAGCUGGACAGCAUUAUCCGGCGUACUCAUAAUUGGAGCUGAAAGUGGUGGACCUCCAGUCAUGAUCUGGUCAUGGGUUGGGGUCUGUGUCUUUACCAUGGCUGUCGCUCUGUCUAUGGCCGAGAUGUGCUCAGCUUAUCCUCUGGCUGGUGGCCAGUACUCAUGGGCUGCCAUCUUAGCACCACGGAGCUGGUCUAAAAGCCUGUCUUAUGUCUGUGGGUGGUUCAUGUGUAUUGGCAUCAUUGCGAUGGGUGCUGUGGUCAACUUUAUCGCUUCCGGAUUCAUCCUUGCCAUGGCUGUCCUUAACAACCCGGAGUAUGAGAUCACCCGCUGGCAUUCGACGUUGGUCGCCUAUGCGAUUGCCAUCGCUGCCCUCUCUCUCAAUAUCUUGUGUCCGCAAAUGCUGCACAGGAUGAGCAACUUCUUCCUCAUCUGGAACAUGGGGUCCUUUCUCAUUAUAUUCAUCACCAUUCUCGCCACAAACGACCACAAGCAGACUCCUAGCUUUGUAUUCUCGGAGUUUCAAAACUUCACUGGUUUCAACAAGCCGUACGCUGCCAUCCUGGGUCUACUACAGUCGGCCUUUGGCAUGUGCUGCUAUGACGCACCUUCACACAUGACAGAAGAGAUCAAUGACGCCAGAAAAGUUGCUCCCAAAGCAAUCGUUCUUUCUGUCUCACUUGGUGCCGUCACUGGAUUUGCCUUCUUGAUCGCGGCAUGCUUUUGCAUGGGUUCAAUUGACGGUGUGGCCGAGAGCGCCACAGGCGACCCAAUUGUCCAAAUUUUCUACGACUCAACGCAGUCCGUCGCUGGUGCUUCAUGUCUGACCUUUCUGAUGGUCAUGAUACAAUUCUUCUCAGCAAUCUCGCUACUUGCGGAAGGCGGUCGUGCAGUGGUAAGUACACUGUCUUCUGUGACCAAACCUCAUUGGGCUGAUUAUCGUCUAGNNUAUGCAUUCGCCAGAGACCGCGGACUCCCCUUCUCCAACGUACUCAGCAAAGUGCACCCAAAGAAGCAAGUCCCAGUCUACGGCAUUCUUCUCACCUUUGUAGUGCAGAUCGCUCUGAACUCAAUCUACUUUGGGACCGUGACGGGUUUCAACACUGUCGUAUCGAUCGCGACCGAAGGCUUCUACGUCUCCUACGCCAUCCCAAUCUUCCUCCGCGUCAUCGCUCCACUCACAAACUCGCAAGCAGCGACCAAGUUCGAAGGCCAAUGGAAUCUCGGCCGCUGGAGUAUGCCAAUCAACAUCAUGGCAUUGGUAUAUCUACUCUUCACAUCCAUAACAUUCAAUUUUCCAACUCUCAAGCCAGUCGACUCGGAGAACAUGAACUAUACUUCCGCAGCUGUGGGCGUAGUCAUGGUCGUCGCAGCGAUCACGUGGUUCACGACAGCAAAAGGUCAAUUCAGAAGCCCUGGUGUCAGUGAAGAGAUUGUUAUCACUAGUGCGCCGCACACAGAAGUUGAGGAAGAAGCUGAAGUUGUGGACAAUGAGAAGACUGGAAGAGCCGUGUAUUGA